Schistocerca americana (American grasshopper) is the source of this 2524-nucleotide messenger RNA. RefSeq lists its product as uncharacterized. The record is from RefSeq and is a predicted model, not a curated record. Gene Ontology annotation, cellular component: SCF ubiquitin ligase complex. Gene Ontology annotation, biological process: SCF-dependent proteasomal ubiquitin-dependent protein catabolic process. Bases 366 to 2186 code for a protein of 606 amino acids. The transcript is spliced from 9 exons. NCBI's taxonomy places the organism in Eukaryota, Metazoa, Arthropoda, Insecta, Orthoptera, Acrididae. Gene Ontology annotation, molecular function: protein binding.
UUCUAUUAUCAGUACUCAAUUGUUUUGUCACUGUGCGAUGUCUGGGUAAAUUACGCGAUUUAAAUUCUUCGACAUGUCAUGUGGGAGUGUCUGGCAAAGAUGAACGUGGUGGGAAUGGUGUAUGGUUACGUUCUUGAGCUUUCCUCUUAGAACUACAAGAAAAAUGUGGUUUGAUCAGUCGAGUUCGUAGAAGAGGUGUCGGAGGGAAUUAUGUCACUAUGCGGCAAGUUGCACAUCCAAGAAUAGCGGGCUCACCGGAAGAAUAUAAGAAAAUGCCUCUCUUCGAUCUGUUGAUUGUUUAACAAUAGCGGUGACACGAGCAUAACAGGAUGUAAGUGCCUGGAAGUAUAUCUGAUCGAUUCCAUAUGACAACCCCUUCCCCAGCACCUUCCAACACAAAGAGGUCUGAAGACAGAUUUGUCAUUGAAAUGGCUGCAGAAUCUGUGCACAGUGGAGAGUGCCAUAUGGCUGGUGAAGACAUCGCCGUGUGUUCGAGCAGUGCACCAUCUGAAGCUCCUCAGUCCACAGUCACUUCUGCUGCAGGCAGUGCCAACAGUGUGCAUUGUGAGUCAGGUGUGAGUGCAGCUAGUUUGCACCCACAGCAGUCAGAAAUUGCGUUUUCUGACUUGGCUGGUAGCACAGUGGACAACAUGGGCACCUGGCGUGUGAGCAUUGAUGACUUGCCUGAUGAGGUACUGAUAAAGAUCUUCUCUCACAUGUCUUUCAGUGAACUAGUAUAUGUGGUGCAGAAAGUGUGCCCUCGCUGGAAAAAUGUAUCUCAAGAUUUGGAGUUGUGGGCUGACAAGGAAUACCGUAUUGGCUCUCACACAAGCGACCAGGAGGCAAUACAGACUUUCUGUGAUGCCCCAAACCUGCAGAAAGUUUGUAUGCUGCGCAGUGCCUCAUCCCUUCUCUUCCGUGCACUCUACGAUAAGUGCCACCGACUCUUAGAACUACGCCUCCAUUACACACAGAAGCUCAGCUACUCGGUGCUAAAGAACUUGGUAGAGAAGUGCUCCAGAAUACACACACUGAGGAUAUCCAGUAGACUGCUGGUAUCUGAGAAAUUUUCGGAGGCGGUGUCACAUAUGCAAAACCUCCAUGUACUGAUUCUGGAAGGAUAUUCCACAGAAAGCCCUCCUGCACUGCGACCUUUGGCUGAUGGGUGCCCACAACUGGCCGAGGUUGACUUUGGAUUCACAGCUGUCGAUAUGUAUGAUCUGAAGUAUUUCCUGAAUGCCAAGAGGAACACCCUUAAGUCCUUGCAUAUAAAAUGGACAAUGGUUGUUGAAAGGAGGGAUAGAUUUCCACGAGCGCCAGUUCUGUCUCUCUACUGGUUUGUCCUGCCGUUGCUGACAGUCUGUGCUGACAGCUUGGAAUGUCUGGAACUUUACGAGUACUGCAUACUCGGCAAUGAUGCAAGGGAGGCAUUUACUGCCCUGGGAAGCCUGAAGAACUUGCAGGAACUUAGGAUGCCAAUUCUCAAACUAGUACAGCCUGGUGCAGCUGCUCCAGCAUUUAAGACUGGUGGGCUGACAAAACUGAGACUGCUGGAUCUGCGAGGAGCAUUUUAUCUGGACAACGAGACAGUAAUUGCCAUCAGCCACGGAUGCCCUGCUUUGCGGGAACUCAUUGUCAGAAAUGUCGUGCAACUGUCUGACGCUGCCUUCUCCCAGAUCUACCAUCUGGAAGAUCUUGAUAUACUGGACGUGUCAGGUUGCAUAGGUCUCGGCAGAGCCUUCGUCCCCUGCCUCAUUGGGCUACCGAGACUUCGCACAUUGGUGAUGGAACAGUUGGAUUUUCAGAAGUUACGACCAGGUCUGAGCAGUAUCCUCGAAUUGUCCAGUGUGCGCUGCCUGAUAUUCAGCUAUUCCCUCGUUACUGGAGUGCCGUUUGCCAAGUUUCCGAGAAAGCUUGUCAGUCUCAGGAAGCUGAUAAUCAAAGGGUGUCGAGGUGACCCUAAAGUUGUUGAUGGUCUGAGUGAGCAGAUGCCCAGUCUUGAAGUCCACGGCACCAUUGAAGAGGAGGAGCCAGUUUACAACAUGGAGGAUCACGAGAGUGACGAGGAACUUGCAGAAGAAGAGAAUGCCGAACCUGGUGAUGUAGGUGAAGCACAUAAUGACAGUUUUGAGAGUGAUGAAGAUGGUGACGGUUAUAGUACCAGUAUCAGCAGUGAUAAUGAGUGAAAUAACAGUAUUUGCGCUGAAAACAGCCUAUUUCUUCCCUUUUUAGAUGAUACAAUAUUUAAAGGGAACUUUAACUCUUAAUACCAACUACAUCUUGGCUUUACCUGUGUAACUGGAUGAAAAUUUAAUACUCCUCAACUAUUGUUACUGGGCUGUGUGUGUCAUAGUGGACUCUUAAGCUGUCUAGUGCUGUGAAACCCGAGAUUGCUUUUUUUAACAUUGUUAUUAAGUUGACAUUCCAGUAAAAUCGUAUUAAUAAUGAUAAAAACUGUUUUGAAGUAAGAUAAUUACAAAUAUGUUUAAGGAACAUGCAGGUGGAAUAUAAUCAUUUACAGUAA